Molecule: messenger RNA, 3774 nt
Organism: Arabis nemorensis
Lineage: Eukaryota; Viridiplantae; Streptophyta; Magnoliopsida; Brassicales; Brassicaceae
Source: the annotation of a GenBank genome assembly
AUGGCUUCUCUUACUUCUCAUUCUUCAGCCGUCUGGAAAACCGACGUUUUCGUGAAGAGAGGAAAAUCGAUUUCCCCAGAGCUUGUAGAUGCGAUCGAAAGCUCCAGAUUCGCGAUCGUCGUUGUCUCUAAACACUACGCAGCUUCAAGCUGGUGCUUAGACGAGCUCUUGAAGAUCAUGGAAUGUAAAGAUACGAUUGAUCAGACAAUCGUACCCAUUUUCUACGAGGUUGAUCCUUCGGAUGUUAGAAGACAGAGUGGGAGUUUCGGUGAAGACGUUGAGAGUCACAGUGAUAACAACAAGGAGAAGGUGAAGAAAUGGAAAGAAGCUUUGACCAAAUUAGCUUCGAUUUCUGGUGAAGAUUCUCAGAAUUGGGAUGAGUCAAAGCUGAUUAAGAAGAUUGUUAGAGACAUUUCUGAUAAAUUGGUUUCAACUUCAAGGGAUGAUUCAAAAGGGUUGAUUGGAAUGAGCUCACAUAUGGACUUUCUGCAGUCUAUGAUGGCUAUAGAGGAGGACAAAGAUGUUCGAAUGGUAGGGAUUUCGGGAAUGGGUGGAGUCGGGAAAACUACGAUUGCCAAAUACUUGUACUAUCAACUCUCAUGUCGAUUUCAAGCUCAUUGCUUCAUGGAGAAUGUGAAGGAAGUCUGUAACAGAUAUGGAGUUAGGCGUUUACAAAGGGAGUUUUUAUGCAGAUUGUUUCGUGAGAGAGAUAAAGAAGCGUGGAGCUCGGUUUCUUGUUGCAGCAUAAUAAAGGAAAGGUCAAGGCACAAAAGGGUUUUGAUUGUCCUCGACGAUGUUGAUAGAGCUGAGCAAUUGACUGAAUUGGUGAAGGAGACUAAUUGGUUUGGUCCUGGAAGCAGAAUCAUCGUGACAACACGGGAUAAACAUCUGUUAGUUUCUCAUGGCAUAGAUUUGGUAUAUAAGGUUAAGUGUUUACCCAAAAAAGAAGCUCUCCAGCUCUUUUGUAACUAUGCUUUCAGAAAUGAGAUUAGUAUUCCACACGGGUUUCGGGAGUUAUCGGUUCAAGCUAUUAACUACGCUUCUGGUCUUCCACUGGCUCUAAGAGUUAUAGGCUCUUUCCUUUAUCGAAGAAGCCAAAGAGAAUGGGAAAGCACACUUGCUAGGCUUGAAACUUCUCCUCAUAGCGAUAUUAUGGAAGUUCUGAGAGUUAGCUAUGAUGGAUUGAAUGAGCAAGAAAAGACUAUUUUUCUCUAUAUAUCAUGUUUCUAUAACAUGAAACAUGUUGACUAUGUGACAAAACUUCUGGAUAUAUGUGGCUAUGCUGCUGAAAUCGGUGUCACGGUUCUUACUGAGAAGUCUUUGAUUGUCGUAGCAAAUGGAUACAUAAAGAUGCAUGAUUUGCUUGAACAGAUGGGUAGAGAACUUGUUCGUCAGCAAGCAGUUAACAAACCGGCGGAACGGCUACUUUUAUGGGAUCCUGUAGACAUUUGUGAUUUGCUGUCAGAAAAUUCUGGAAUACAACUUGUUGAAGGAAUGUCCCUGAACCUGUCUGAAGUUUCGGAGGUAUUUGCUAGUCAUCGAGCUUUUGAGGGGUUGUCUAAUCUCAAGCUUCUCAACUUCUAUGACCUUUCAUAUGAUGGAGAGACUAGAGUGCAUCUACCUAAUGGCCUUGCUUAUCUCCCACGCAAACUUCGUUAUCUACGUUGGGAUGGAUACCCUUCAAAGACUAUGCCUUCAAGAUUUUAUCCGGAAUUUCUUGUUGAACUUUGUAUGAGUAAUAGCCAUCUUGAAAAACUUUGGGAUAGAAUCCAGCCUCUUAGGAAUUUGAAGAAGAUGGAUCUUUCUCGCUGUAAAUAUCUUGUCGAAAUUCCAGAUCUCUCAAAAGCCACAAAUCUUGAGGAACUAAACCUUUCCUAUUGCCAAAGCUUGGUUGAGGUUACUCCAUCUAUCAAACAUCUUCAGAAACUUUAUUGCUUGAACUUGACUAAUUGCAUUCAACUCAAGAGCGUUCCAAAUGGAAUCGCUUUGAAGUCGCUUGAUACAGUUGAAAUGAGUGGGUGCUCAAGUCUUAUGCAUUUCCCAGAAAUUUCUUGGAAUACUAGAAGACUCUAUCUGAACAGUACAAAGAUAGAGGAACUGCCAUCAUCGAUCGGUCGUCUUUCUUGUCUGGUUGAAUUGGAUAUGUCAGACUGCCAGAGCCUCAGGAAUCUUCCAAGCACUGUAAGGCACUUGGUCUCACUUAAAUCCAUGAAUUUGGACGGUUGCAAACAUCUUGAGAACCUCCCAGACACAUUACAAAACCUCACAUCCCUUGAAACUCUUGAAGUGUCUGGUUGCCUCAAUAUCAACGAGUUCCCUCGUGUUGCCACAAAUAUAGAAAUCCUGCGUAUAGCUGAGACAUCAAUUGAAGAAAUUCCUGCAAGGAUCUGCAAUCUCUCUCAGCUUAGGUCAUUGGACAUUUCAGGAAAUAAAAGACUGAAAUCUCUUCCGGUAAGCAUUUCUGAGCUAAGAUCCUUGGAAAGGCUCAAGCUUUCUGGCUGUUCUGUACUUCAGAGCAUUCCACCAGAAAUUUGCCAGACAAUGGCCUGCUUGAGGUGGCUUGAUUUAGAUAGGACCAGCAUUACAGAAUUGCCUGAAAAUAUUGGGAAUUUAGUAGCUCUCGAGGUGCUUCAAGCCAAAAAAACAGCGAUAAGACGAGCACCAUGGUCUAUUGCACGCCUUAUCCGUCUUCAAGUUUUAGCAAUUGGGAAUAGCUCCUAUAAUCCAGAAGCUUUGCAUUCUUUAUGUCCACACUUAUCAAGGUUUGAUGAUUUGAGAGCUCUGUGCCUAAGCAACAUGAACAUGCUAGAGAUCCCUAACAGUAUCGGUAGCUUAUGGAGUAUAAUAGAAUUAGAUUUGAGUGGUAACAAUUUUGAAUUCAUCCCCGCGAGCGUCAAACGGCUCACCAGGUUGAUUAGGCUGGAUUUAAACAAUUGCAAGAGACUUCAAGCAUUGCCCGAUGAGCUUCCACGGCGUCUUUUGUAUAUCUACGCCCUAGUGAGUAUCUCAGGUUGUUUCAAGCAUCAUUGUCUGCACAAGCUUGUAGCUAGCAACUGUUACAAAUUGGAUCAAGAAGCACAUAUUCUCAUUCACCGUAACAUGAAGCUAGAUUCAGCAAAACCAGAACUCUCUUAUUUUCCUGGAGAAGACGUGCCGUCUUGUUUCAAUCACCAGGCUGUGGGUUCUUCAUUGCGAAUAGACUUGUCUCAGAGUGAAUCAUCAUCAUCUGACAUUCUGGGAUUUUCCGCCUGCAUCAUGAUUGGAGUUGAUGGGCAGUACUCGAUGAACGAUCUCAAGAUACGCUGUUCUUGUAUAUUAAAAGGGGUUGAUGCUAAUGAGCUGGUUGUUAUGGAUGAGGUAUGGUAUCCGGAUCCAAAAGCUUUUCUGAACAUGUGUUUUGGUUCAGAUCACCUCCUCUUGUUCAGCAGAACAUGCAUGUCCAUGGGAGCUUACAACGAAGCCUUGUUCGAAUUUUCAAUCGAGAACACAAAAGGAGAUUCUUUUAAACCGUUUGGAGAGGUGAAAAAAUGUGCAGUGCACCUCAUAUCGUUUAAAGACAUGAUGCAAGAGCAAGAUAGCGCAGCUUCUGAGGAUUUUCACAAUCCUUAUUUGGAUGUUUCGGAAGCAUUAGAUGAAGCAGGGGUUUUGAAAAGAAAGCCAUAUGAAACUGAAUUCUUGCACAAGGAGCAACCCAAGAGGAUCAAAUUUCUUCCAGUUCCUUUGGUUCGAAAGCAACGUUCCAACUUACAUCAACCAAAUGUUGCACGAGAGUGA